GGAGAAGGAUCUGGACGAGGUCCUGCAGACACACACGGUGUUUGUCAACGUUUCCAAAGGCCAGGUGGCAAAGAAGGAAGAUCUUGUUCGAGCUUUUGGGACAGAUGACCAAACAGAAAUCUGUAAGAUGAUUUUAUCCAAAGGGGAGCUGCAGGUAUCGGACAAAGAACGCCACACACAGCUGGAGCAGAUGUUUCGAGACAUCGCGACUAUCGUGGCUGACAAAUGUGUGAAUCCUGAAACGAAGAGGCCGUACACGGUGAUCCUUAUAGAGAGAGCCAUGAAGGAUAUUCACUACUCCGUCAAACCACACAAGAGCACCAAGCAGCAGGCACUGGAAGUGAUCAGGCAGUUGAAGGAGACGAUGCAAAUUGAACGUGCUCACAUGAGGCUGCGAUUUAUUCUUCCAGCAAAGGAAGGGAAGAAACUGAAAGAGAAGCUGAAGCCACUGAUUAAAGUCAUUGAGAAUGAAGAUUUCCACGAACAGUUAGAAAUC
Molecule: messenger RNA, 496 nt
Organism: Antrostomus carolinensis (chuck-will's-widow)
Lineage: Eukaryota; Metazoa; Chordata; Aves; Caprimulgiformes; Caprimulgidae
Gene: SBDS
Product: SBDS ribosome maturation factor
Exons: 3
Biological process (GO): ribosome biogenesis; cytosolic ribosome assembly
Source: RefSeq, a predicted model, not a curated record